AUGGAAUUGGUAAGUGGUUGUUCAGUUGAAGAACUAUCUGCUAUGCAUUGGGACCAGCAUGAAGCAUUUCCACAACUUGGAAACUCCAGCAUCCUUUUAUCUCAGGGAGCUUCCCAGUUGCUUAAUCUUCUUUCAGAAGAUUUAGACAUUCAAUAUAAUGUUGAGGUUGUGAAGAUUGAUUACAGUGGAAUGGGUGUUAUAGUUCAUGCUUCAUCUGGUGGUGUUUUCAAAGCUGAUAAGGUACUCGUUACUGUACCACUUGCUGUGCUACAGAAUGAUAUUAUUGAAUUUGUACCUCCUCUUCCUGCUGAGAAAACAAAAGCCAUUAAGUCUUUAGGGGCUGGAGUUGUAGAAAUGGUUGUCUUGCAAUUCAAAAGAAAUUUCUGGAAAGAAAAAGUAAAAGAUGUUGAUGUCUUUGGUCAUAUUGCUUCAGAUGAAAGUAGCCGAGGUCUGUUUAGUGUAUUCUAUGAUCUCUCUAGAGUCCAUAAAUCUGGAAAAGAAAGUCAUAUAUUGGUGACAUAUAUUGCUGGCAAUGGUUUAAAGAAAAUGUUUGGAAAGACAAGCAAAGAAAUUGUUGAUGCAUGCAUGAAAGUGUUGUAUAAACUUUUUCCUGAACAGAAUGUCCCUGAGCCAAAUGCAUAUUAUACCAGUCAUUGGAAAAAUGACCGGUUCACUCGGAUGUCAUACAGUUACAUUCCUGUUGGAGUUGAUGCUUCAGUGUACUCACACAUUGCACAAGAGGUUGAGGAGAAAGUCUUCUUUGCUGGAGAGGCUACUUGCUGUCAGUUUCCUCAAUCAAUGUCUGGUGCUUAUUGGAGUGGGUUGCGUGAAGCAGAGAAAAUUUUGGACAGUCUAGAAUGUUCCAAGAUAGCAACUGAUUCCACUUUUCUUCAUUCUGUUAUCUGA
Acanthosepion pharaonis is the source of this 906-nucleotide messenger RNA. NCBI's taxonomy places the organism in Eukaryota, Metazoa, Mollusca, Cephalopoda, Sepiida, Sepiidae. The record is from the annotation of a GenBank genome assembly.